AGCCGUUCUCAAGGCAUAGUCUGUCUACUUCAUCGAGCUUUAUAAACAUUGAGCCUUGCAUCAUCAUACACAACCCGCCACUACCAGCUUAGCGUCGUGGGGCCGCUCCGUGGUGGGGAUUUUUGCUGCCGGGCAGAGGCAAAGAAAAUGCCAAAAGCCCGCAUCUCGGUCUCCGAGAUUCUUGGACCUUUGCUGCCACUAUUACUACUGACCCGUUCCGAUUCGCCAUCUUUUGAUUAUCCCUGCAUUGCCAAUGGAGAGCGUCGGGCUUAGUGCUAUCACCACUGCGAGCCCGUCGUGACUUGUACAUGCCGAUUGCCGCCUUGUUAGAAUCUUUUUUUUUUUCUUCUUCUUUUCUAGCUCUAUCAUAGCAUAAACAUGUCGAGCGUUGGCAUCCGUCUCUGCCACUUCUCGCCAGUAUGUCGUUGCGGAUACCUCUCCACCCGCCGCUGAGGCUGCUGCCAUCGUCGCCUUACCAGAUCCAGUUCCAAAUUCCUAGAGCUUGGCUGUCUCCCCGUCCCAGCCCCGUCCCAGCAGCGACAAUCGCAGCAAGACGAGGCAUCGCCUCAAGGGCUGCGCGACCGCCGCAACCGCCUCCGUUUCCCGUCGUGCCCUCCUGUCCGUCGCCGACAUGCGGAUGCGCCGACACGCCGGCCAUGCCAGACGGGCUGGAGAUUGACCACCAGAACCCGCUGAAUGGUGUCAUGGCCGGAUAUGCAGAGCAUGUUGUGGUGUGUACGGGCAAGGACGACUGGCUGUCCAAGAUUGAGGACGAGAACAGCGGUGACAAUCUGGCAGCGGACCUGAAGGAGCUUUUUGGACGAGGGGGGAAGUAUACGGAUCCGUUUCAUCACAUUUCCGUGAUCAACUCUUCGUUUCCGAGCUCGGUGCCUCCCAGAAAGGCAGUCCAGUCAACGUCCGCCUACCUGCUACCGUCUUUCAAAUACGUCCCUUUCCUACCGCGCGUGUCAUUCGACAGCGUCAAGGCCCUCGCCAAGGGCUUCCUACUGCCGGAAAAGCUGCACCGCGCCCACGACGGACUAUCGCCCGCACACCGCGAUCGGCUGACUCGCAAGGAGGCAUUCCAGGGCCUUCUGCCUGGCGUGCAGGACGUGCAGGACGUGCUGGUGCUGAUAUGCGGGCAUGGAGGACGGGAUUUACGAUGCGGCGCGAUGGGUCCUGUCUUGAGGACGGAGUUUGAAGAGAAGCUUGAGAUGGCAGGGUUCAACGUUGCCAAGGACGCGGUUCAGAUUGGGAGCCUGGAUGGCGAGGAGACGAAGAGGAUCGAAGGGAGCAGCAGCCCGGACAAGAAAGUGGCGAGGGUUGGGCUGAUUAGCCAUGUUGGAGGACACAAAUUCGCUGGUAACGUGAUCAUCUAUAUCCCGCCUGGUUUUACGAAUGCAAAGGGCGAGAAACAUGCCUUGGCGGGAUGCGGGGUUUGGUACGGGAGGGUUGAGCCGAAACAUGUGGAGGGACUUGUGGGAGAGACGGUGAUGGGAGGACGGGUGGUGGAAGACAAGUUUCGGGGAGGCAUUGAUGCACAGAGGCGGAUAUUGAGGUUCAGACCCCCUCAACGGCCUCAAAGUCUCCAUCACCCAGAGCAAGACGUCGCCGCCGACCAUCAUCGCCACCGUCAAGAACACCAACUCGCACCUCGUCACCAUCGCGGAAUACCAACCGUUCCUAUUCUCAUCACCACCGCCAUCCUCGGCGGCUCCAUCAUCUACUACUCCACCACUUCUUCCAAACCAACCCUCCUCAAUGCCGACUACUUCGCCCCUUACACAAUAACUUCUCGCGAAGCCGUCUCGCCUACAUCAUUCGUCUUCACAAUCUCGCCUCAGCACCAUAACCCUUCUCUCCCAUAUCUCACUCCCGACACAUCUUCAUGGCGCUACCCCCAAUGGUCUGUCGAGUUCAAACAGCCCCAAGUCCAAAUCGCCCGCCACUACACGCCACUACCGCCUCUGGAUGGCGAGGAUCCUUCAGAUGGAAGACUUAGAUUCUACGUGCGUGCCAUAGGAGGCGGCGAAAUGUCCCACUAUCUUAGCCGCCUCCGUGUAGGCCAUGACGUCUGGUUACGAGGACCGCAUAUCGGAUUCGAUAUCAUGGCAAGACUCGGCAACAUGAAGAAAGUCGUUUUUCUGGCUGGCGGGACAGGCGUCGCCCCAGCAAUGCAAGUCGCUCAGGCAGUGUUGGAUCAAAGCCCGGAAGCACACGUGCAUCUCCUCUGGGCGAUAAGAAAGAGAGAAGAGCUACAGCGUGCCAACGGCCCGGCGAGAAGACGGCCGGCGUGGUGGCAGUUUUGGUCUUCAGAGAGUAACCAACUGGUAGAACUGGAUUCUCAAUUGCAAGAUCCCAGCCCUGUGGCGCGACAGCUCAAAGCCAUGAAGAACGCAUACGGCAAGCGGCUGCAUAUCCAAGUCGCCAUUGACGACGAACAAACGCAGUUCCGUGAGUCAGACCUUCAAAAGGCCAUCUCAUCGGGGAACCACCAAGGUGUCUCACCCAUCGCCACUCCCGGAUGCCGUUUACACGACUCUUCAGCGCUGGAAUUGGCUCCCGAAUUCGAGGCUCCUGCAGCAGCUGAUGACUGUAAAUGCGGUGCUGGAGCUGGGAAGAAUCUUUUUGUGAUUUCCGGCCCGGAUGGCUUUGUCGCUCACUACUCGGGUCCUAAGAGAUGGCUUGAAGGGCAGCAGAUUCAGGGUCCGGUGGGAGGUAUUGCAGGACAGCUUCAGCGAAAAUAUCCAGGGCUAGCGAACGAAUGGCUGGUGCUGAAGCUGUAG
Trichoderma asperellum CBS 433.97 is the source of this 2786-nucleotide messenger RNA. RefSeq lists its product as uncharacterized. The record is from RefSeq and is a predicted model, not a curated record. Lineage: Eukaryota; Fungi; Ascomycota; Sordariomycetes; Hypocreales; Hypocreaceae.